CUGUAACCUUUUCCUAUGCCAGCUCUCUCUUCUUCCAUUUCCAUUACCGUUUCAAGGUUCAUACCCAGAGCUACCAGACGACUUCCCCUUUCUUUUCAUGCACUUCCUACGACAUCGACGACGACAGCCACAGCUCGCUCCACCACUUCCGUUUGCUUCUCCACUCUCACAAAUAUGGAUUGCACUCCAGGCCCUACUCUGUUUCCGUUGCAUCGCUGUAAAACUUUGCACCUGGUGAGACAUGCUCAAGGGAUUCACAAUGUUGAAGGUGAAAUUGACCAUAAAGCAUACCUAUCUCCAAAACUUUUUGAUGCACACCUUACCCCCUUGGGUUGGCAGCAGGUUGAUAAUUUGCGUGAGCAUGUUCACUCAUCUGGACUUGCCAAGAGCAUUGAGUUAGUUAUUACAUCCCCUCUUCUAAGGACAAUGCAAACAGCUGUUGGAGUGUUUGGUGGGGCGGGCUAUGUAGAUGGGAUGGAGGCACCUCCACUAAUGGUCUCAAAAGCUGGAAAUAGUGACCGUCCUGCAAUUUCAAGUAUAGAUUGCCCACCUUUCCUAGCCGUGGAGCUUUGUCGAGAACACUUGGGAGUUCACCCAUGUGAUAAGAGAAGAAGCAUUCGGGAGUAUCAGCCUCUUUUUCCUGCAAUUGAUUUUUCCCUGAUAGAAAGUGAUGAGGACAUUUUGUGGAAGGCCGACAUUAGAGAGACAAAAGAAGAAGUUGGAGCUAGGGGAAUGAAGUUUAUUAACUGGUUGUGGACACGAAAAGAGAAGGAGAUUGCAGUUGUUACCCAUAGUGGAUUCUUGGCUCAUACCCUAAAAAAUUUUGGAAAUGACUGUCACCCAGAGGUGAAGAAAGAGAUCUGCAAACGCUAUGCUAAUUGCGAGCUCCUCUCCGUGGUGAUCGUUGACAGAGGUAUGAAAGGAUCGGACACCUCAACAACUAAUUUUCCAGGAAUAAUUCCUCGUGGACCUGAUCUCCCCAGUGAAGUUGCUGAUGAGAAUCAGAAAGAGAUGGGAGUUCCCAAUUCUUCAGCCUAAUUGGUGGGCAAGUUAUAAGUUGAAAUCUUAUUCACCCAUGAUAGCAUUUUUGGGAAGUGGGUAUGAAGGUUCCCACUUCAUUUAGGAUAAACCGUGCUGGUUUUUUAGGCUAUGCCAAUAUAUUCUUUAAAAGAUUUUUACCAUUCAGAGAUAGUGGUAG
Telopea speciosissima is the source of this 1198-nucleotide messenger RNA. RefSeq names its product phosphoglycerate mutase-like protein 1. NCBI's taxonomy places the organism in Eukaryota, Viridiplantae, Streptophyta, Magnoliopsida, Proteales, Proteaceae. The transcript has 10 exons. Gene Ontology annotation, molecular function: phosphatase activity. Bases 16 to 1038 code for a protein of 340 amino acids. The record is from RefSeq and is a predicted model, not a curated record. Gene Ontology annotation, cellular component: cytoplasm.